UGUGACUCCAUGUUGUGAGAGGCAUGCGAGGAGACCUCGUCCCGUCAUAAUAACCAUGUGUAAUGUUGCUUUAAGCUAGGAUAUGAAACCUGGACAAGCCGGACGUCGUAAAUGAUCGCCUAUUCCUGUGAUGGCCAAUAAGACAACAUGAACAUGUCGCUGAACAAUUAUAUCUACCAUGAAGAGGCGGGCCUCCUGCCCCGCGCCAAGGGACUGUGCUGCCGACGGAUCUCCAAGGCAAAGGUGCUGGGACUGUUGGUAUUUGUGGGCCUAGCCCUGUUCUUGUUGACCCUCAGCAGUCCUCACUAUGAUAUGAACCAGAAGGUAGAUUCUGGUGCUAGGAGACGAAUACUGCCGAAGGUUACUGAUUAUAUAGACCCAGCUAACAAGGUCAGGCCGGGCAACAGUAUCGGGCUCCACCAUGACAUUCAAAACAACAUUCCAGUUCACAAAAAGACAGAUUUACGUCAAAGAUUACCACAGUGUCUUAUUAUAGGUGUGAAAAAGGCGGGCACAGGUGCAAUGGUUCAGUAUCUGAAACUACACCCAGACAUUGUGAUCGCCGAUAGAGAACUCAACUUCUUUGACUAUGAGCGAAAUUUCAAGCUAGGAUUUGAAUACUAUAAAACAUUAAUGCCACCGUCAUAUGAAGGACAGAUUACCAUGGAAAAAACUUCAAAUUAUUUUCAUAACAAAGACUCAGAAUGGCGUGUGCACAGUAUGAACAGUUCUAUGAAAAUGAUUUUAAUAGUCCGAGAACCUAUAGCUCGUGCAGUUUCAGACUACCUCCAGCGGAAAUUGAAGGAUAAAAACACGAUAGAUUUAACCCCAACUUUUGAAGAGUUAAUAAUUCGACCAAAGAAUGGAAGGAUAAAUGAAGGAUAUCCUGGAAUUCGUCCUUCAUUCUAUUACAAACACAUGCUACGCUGGCUUAAAUACUUUCCUCUUUCACAAAUUCAUAUAGUUGAUGGGGACAAUUUAGUGCGGAAUCCUUUUGAGGAAGUUUAUGCUGUGGAAAGCUUUCUUGGAUUACCUCAUUUGAUAACACAAGAUAGAUUUGUCUUCAGUGACAAGAAAGGCUUCUAUUGCAUGUCUAUGGAUGGUUUUAACGGGACGAGGCAGGAACAGUGUUUAUCGAAAGGUAAAGGGCGUAAGCACCCAGACAUAGACGAGGGAGUAAUGGAAAUGUUAACUGACCUUUUUAGGCCUCUAAAUCAACAGUUUUAUAAGUUGAUUGGCAAAAGUUUGACUGGUAAGAUCAAUGGUUCAUAUAGCUUGAAUACAAAAAUAUAAAAUGUUCUCCAUCAAUUAUUUAUUGUUUGCCUAGCUAAGUAAUGAUAAACUUUUUUUUUUUUUUUUUUUUACAAUGUUGAUUUUUAAUCACACAAGCAAUCCAUUUAAAUACUUUGGAUAUAAAUUUUAAUUUAAUAACCAUACUACAUAUUAUUGUAUUGUUUGUCCGAUUGUAAUAAAUAUCUAAAAACAAAUACUGCCACUUCAGAAAUUUUAAUAUGGUUAUGCAAGUUUUAAUAUAGUUUCAAAAUGCAGGAGCUCCGAGGGGAGGGAUUGGUCACUGCAUAUGGAUCUAGUCAUUAUAUCCUAGCAUUAGAUUUCUGUUCAGGUUACCUCCCUUUAUCCUAGUGCUACUUCUACCUAUACAGGUCCAAUUUACAUGCUAUUAUGUUAUGCAUCAACUUUUGCAAUAAAUUUAGUAAAGUUUUUUAAAUCAAUAAAAAUGAUGUCACCCUUCAGGUGAUGUUUGUUGACACUGCUACAAUGUAGCUACAUAUGUGUUUCUGUAAUUCAUAGUUAGCUGCAGUCAUGAGUUUUGUACAAAUUGUAAGAAAAUAUAUUUUGUCUGUCCAGAUGGAAGUACAAGUAUAGAAUGUCCCUUGAUGUGUGAUGUAGUGAAAAGAUGGUGCCUUUAAAUUUGAAAUGAAAAUAUCUUAAUUUACAAAGUUCAAACAUGAAUGACAGUGAAAUGUUUAAUUUAUUGAAAUCAUUGUCAAAAUUUGUAGAGGAAACAGUACAUUACAUUAUGGAGCAUUUCAUGAGGAUUGAACAUUAUGAUUAUAUGUACAAUUUAUAGGUUGUAGUUCAGUAAAGUUACAUUGAAAUGUUCAUAACUUACUUCAUGAUCAAUUGAGUAGAUGAUGUGUGAAGUAUAAAUACAUGAUAAAUUCAGUAUGUAUACAUGAUCUAUUCAGUAUGUAUACAUGAUCUAUUCAGUAUGUAUACAUGAUAAAUUCAGUAUGUAUACAUGAUCUAUUCAGUAUGUAUACAUGAUAAAUUCAGUAUGUAUACAUGAUCUAUUCAGUAUGUAUACAUGAUCUAUUCAGUAUGUAUACAUGAUCUAUUCAGUAUGUAUACAUGAUCUAUUCAGUAUGUAUACAUGAUCUAUUCAGUAUGUAUACAUGAUCUAUUCAGUAUACAUGAUAUCAAUUCAGUAUACAUGUAUAUGUUUUAAGUUUAUAUAUAUAUGCCUUUAAUUUGAACUUGAUGAAUGUAUGCAUGUAUGUAUUUUGACGUCAAACGAUCAAGAAAAAAUAUCCAGUACUUAUCAUACAUUGUGUGUGCUGGGGUGUGUACUCUUAUUUAAGUUAUUUAACAGUAUAUAUACAUGCAUAUGUCUGCUAAUCAAGCCCACCCAUCAUUUUCAUCUUCAACUUCUUAUAAAUUAUCAUAUCCUGUAUACCUCUGCAAUAAGACCAUGCAUUUAAUUCUCAGAAGUUCACCCCAGUUGUGGCCCCCUGACAUGGGGUCGUUGCAGGAUAUAUUAUUUAUGUAAAUGUGUUUUUUUUUCGAAUGGUUGUGACAGCUUCAAAAGAUGUUGGUCUGGUAAACCUCUAUGAAGAUAAAUGAUACUAUUAUAAUUACUUUGUGGUGUUUUUCCUGCCUAAUUAUAUUCAGUUCAGCAAUAGUAUAAACAGAUGUCCUAUAAUUUAUAAAUACAUGUACAUUUUUGUAUGUCUUAAAUUUAAAAAAAAUAAGAUGCAUCAAUUGUGUAUAUAUGUUUGAAGCAGAAGUACAUCUACAUUUGUAAUUUAACUCUUUACCACCUAAUGACGACAUAUGACGCCCCUGCUAUUUCCCCAAAAGCUAUACUUGGUGAAGCCCUAGAAUGAUUAAUAGCUAACUGAAAAAUUUUAAUUAAUUAAUGAUUUAAAACACUGAGAAGAAAAGGAUUUAUUGUUGAAGAUAUGAUUGUCAUACACCAAAUUAAUCAUGAGAGUCUCCAGAAUUGAAUUUUAGUUUGCAAAUCCAAAAAUAAAGUUUCACUUCAACUCAUAUUUACAGGUAAGUCAGCGAGCCCUACAAAAAGGUGGCAAAUUUGAAAAGUCGUCAUAUGUCGUCAUUAGGGAUACAGGUAGGGGCGUCAGAUGUCGUCAUUAGGUGGUAAAGUAUAGGGAGUGCUAAGUGGUAAAGAGUUAAAAGUAUGCAAGUACAUUUUGUAUCAUUAAUGAACACAUUGCAGUUUAUGUGACAACAAAUUAAAGAUACAACUCAAUUAAAUCAAAAUAUAAUUAAAAUAACAUCUAUAUUGUAGUUCAUGCUAGAUGGCCUUUAUUAUCCUGGUUGUGAUAUCGAUGGGCAUUAAAGG
Molecule: messenger RNA, 3601 nt
Organism: Pecten maximus
Lineage: Eukaryota; Metazoa; Mollusca; Bivalvia; Pectinida; Pectinidae
Product: heparan sulfate glucosamine 3-O-sulfotransferase 1-like
Molecular function (GO): [heparan sulfate]-glucosamine 3-sulfotransferase activity
Source: RefSeq, a predicted model, not a curated record